UUUAACGGCUGGGAUGAGUUAGGGUUUAUCGAUCAUUCCAUGGGCAUUGGGCGAGCAGUGAUCGGGAGGGCAUUGCUACGGGCGUGCCGGCAAGCAGCGAUCCAGAGGCACUUUGGAUCUCCCGGCACGACGAUUCCUUGCUUGAAUGCGGCGAAGAGCGUGGGAUUGGGAAGCUGUGAAUCAUCGGCGUCGGGCUUGGGUGGAUUCGCUGCCCGGAAUUUCUCGCAGGCCGUGCAGGUGAAGAAGAAGGCGGCAAUCAAGAACGAGCUGGACGAUGAUCCGAUAAUGCGGAUGAAAUUCCGGACCAUGGAUGACGACGAGAUGGACCCUGAGCAGUUCAAUCGGCUGUGGAAGAAGGUGGAGGCGAGCCCGACCCGGGCUCUCAAGAUCAUCCACGCGUGGAUUUCUCGAGGAAACCUGGUGUCGAAAGAAGCUCUCAUCAGCAUUUGUCACAAGCUGUGCUACAUCCGGCGCCAGAUCCGAGCACUACAGAUCAUCAACUGGAUUGUUGAUGACAAGCCAUUCACAGUCACUCCCAGAGACUACGCACUCCAGAUAAAGUUGACGUGCCGCUACGCGAGUCCUAUCAAAGCCGAGCGAAUUUACGACCGAGUUCCUGCUGAGCUCAAGACGGAGGAGGUCUCGACAGCCUUGAUCGCCUCCAUGUCCAGGAGUAAUGUGAUGCUAAAGGCGGAGGCGUGGCAUACAGCGCUCAAGCUCAACAACGCAAGGGCCUGCAACAUGAUGAUGAUACUCUUCCUCCGGAGGAACAGGCACCGCGAAGUUUUGCAGCUCUACCAAGAUCUAGUGGCUUCCGGCGGGCAACCGAAUCCUCUUACGUAUCUCCUGCUCUUCAAGUACCGGAACAGGAUCGGGGCGAUCGAUGGUCUCGAAGAAGCAGCCGAGGCAGCGCUCAAGAAGAUAGAUGUUCACGACGAGAAAGUGAGGAACGCCACACGGUCGGACAUGAUGGUGGUGUACGCCUACUUGGGAAAGCCGGACAUGGUCGAGAAGCUGUGGAGCAUGAUCCACAAAGAGAGCUGGACUCUAGCAGGGAGAUUUGUAGCGGCCAUCAACGCGUUUGGGAUUCUCGGGAAGAUCUCUAGAGCCGAGGACGUACUCAACCAGGUGCUCAAGACGCGGAAGAAGGCCAUCCAGAAGCCAUACUGCGCGAUGAUCGGAGUUUACGCCAAGCACGGGAUGAUGGAGAAGGCCGAGCUGACGAUGAAGAAGCUGAGGCUGGAGCUCUCAUUCCCGUGGUUUGCUCCCUUCAACCAUCUGGUAUCGGGCUACCUUGCGAGGGACGAGCCGGAGAAAGCUCUGGAGAAGCUCCGGGAAGGGAUGGAGUACGUUGUGGACAAGAGGAUCGAGCCGGACUAUGAGAUGGUGCUGGGGAUGAUGCCGGUGUUUGCGAGCAAGAGGGACGUCGAGGGGGCCGAGAAGCUCAUGAGCUUGUUUGGUCUCUAUGGCGACGCCAAGCUCUACAACGCGCUCCUCAAGGUGUACGUGGAAGCCAAGGUCUCGCCCGGCCCCUUCUUCCUCGGGAGAAUGGCGAGGAACAAAGUGUCGGAUGACGAUGAGACGAAGAGGCUCCUGGAAUUCGAGGUGACACAAUGAUAGCGAAGAAGUGCCGUGUCCCAGGAAUCGAGCCCGAGACGCGAUUUAAACCAGAAUAUCCUCUCUUUUGGCGGGAAUUUGGAUUGCUAGGGUUCUUCA
Molecule: messenger RNA, 1716 nt
Organism: Selaginella moellendorffii
Lineage: Eukaryota; Viridiplantae; Streptophyta; Lycopodiopsida; Selaginellales; Selaginellaceae
Product: pentatricopeptide repeat-containing protein At1g07590, mitochondrial
Exons: 3
Coding region: 40-1617 (525 amino acids)
Cellular component (GO): mitochondrion
Molecular function (GO): protein binding
Source: RefSeq, a predicted model, not a curated record